Ipomoea nil (Japanese morning glory) is the source of this 724-nucleotide messenger RNA. RefSeq names its product chromatin accessibility complex protein 1-like. Gene Ontology annotation, cellular component: nucleus. The coding region runs from base 177 to 578 and encodes 133 amino acids. Gene Ontology annotation, molecular function: protein heterodimerization activity. Gene Ontology annotation, biological process: regulation of DNA-templated transcription. The record is from RefSeq and is a predicted model, not a curated record. The transcript has a single exon. NCBI's taxonomy places the organism in Eukaryota, Viridiplantae, Streptophyta, Magnoliopsida, Solanales, Convolvulaceae.
UUAUUUAUUUAAAAAAAAAAAUCAGAAUCAAAAUUAAAAAAUGUAGUAGGGACGUGAAUUUCCCGCCAAAGUUGAGAAAACCUAAAAGGGGUGUAAGAAGCCACAUUUUCCAACUCCAAACAACCCGCGCAGGCUCAACUCCAAACAACCCGCGCAGGCUCAACUCCAAACCAUCAAUGGCAGAAGAACUCCCCGAAGAAAAUGGCGUAGAACGGACCUGCCGCCUCCAAAUCCCCACGGGUCGGAUCAAGAAGAUCAUGAAGAUGGACGACGAGGUUAAGAAGGUGAAUUCGGAGGCACUGUUUCUCAUCUCCCGAUCCACCGAGCUCUUUCUCGAAUUCCUCGCCGAGAAAUCGGUGGAAGUCGCAGUAGAGAAGAAGAGGAAGACUGUGAAGCUGGAGCACUUACGGGUCGCCGUCAAGAGGCACCGCCCCACCAGCGAUUUCCUCCUAGACUCUCUCCCGAUGCCUUCCCAGCCGUCCCAUCAACCGUCCAAAGCAAGCCGCAGUCGCUCCGACGAGAAGCCAGUUCCCCACGGGACACGAAAAAUCGACGCCUUCUUUAAGAAAUGCACUUAGGAUUAUGAGUUAGUUUCCGAACCUUUGUUUAGGAAUAUGUAAUUUCUAGAAGAAAUCAAGACAAAAAUUUCAACUAAUGUUUUUGUGAGAACUUUAUUUGUUUAUAGUAUAAUUAUAAUCUUUAUAUCCUUGAUCUAGAUGGAUUA